Lepus europaeus (European hare) is the source of this 639-nucleotide messenger RNA. It is a transcript of the gene ARMH2, whose product is annotated as armadillo like helical domain containing 2. The transcript is spliced from 2 exons. Lineage: Eukaryota; Metazoa; Chordata; Mammalia; Lagomorpha; Leporidae. The coding region runs from base 1 to 639 and encodes 212 amino acids. The record is from RefSeq and is a predicted model, not a curated record.
AUGGAUCAGUGUUUUAGGGGGCUGUGUAAAUUCUGGAGUGUCUUUGUGAAGGGCUGUUUUGUUAAGAAAAAGGAGGACGAGCUUAUCCCUUCAUCUGAAAGUAUUUUUCACAAAGAAAAAAUUGUGCUCCUUGGCUGUACGUUGAAGGACAGUUCUGCAUCCAUUGAAAAGAGAGCUCAAGCCGCCCAUAGAAUUGGAUUGUUGGCUUUCACAGGAGGACCAAAUGCUGGGAAAUUUGCAGCUGAGUACAUGCCAGAAAUAGCUUACUUGUUGCAAGAGGAGAUACCGUCCAAACCAAAGAUCCUGCUGCUCCAGAGCGUAGCGUGUUGGUGUUACUUAAACCAUGCCAGCCAGAGAAGUGCCAGGCAUCUGCAGUUUGUUCCCAUCCUCGUUAGGUUUUUCGAAAGCAAUCUUGAGCCUGCUGUCAAAGGUGACACACAGAGCAACCUCCUCAUUCAGUUUUGGACAUGCUAUGCUCUUUCCGUCAUGACAUGCAAUAACCUGUCUAUCAUGAAAGAGCUGAAAGACUACAGUCACCUAAAAUAUCAUUUGCAAAUGUUGGCUACUGAGAAUUGGUCCGGAUGGCCCGAAAAUUUUGCGGAAGUGUUGUAUUUCCUCAUUGGUUUUCACAGGAGUUAG